AUGCCUAUCGGCUGGUACCUCGCCCAGGGUCUGCACCCGCUCGGCCCCUCCAGCAGCGACGACGAGGAGGGUCCCUGUGAGCUGCCCAAUGGCAAGAUUGUCUGCGGUUCGCACGGCCUCGUCACGUGUGGAAGAUGUUGCACGAGCUACGACUUCGGUGACAACGACGAAUUUGAGGAAGACAAGGAAGACGGCGUCGAGGGUGACGACGAGCUCUUUCCCAACACCUUGGCCCGUCUUCUCAGAGAGCGUGGGGUUAUCCCGAACCAGCUUGACGAGACCGACUCCGAGGCGCCACAUAUGCCAGACCGCUUCGGCCCCGAGAUGAGGAGAGGUACUGGCCGGGUGUUUCCUACGGUGUUCACUCCGCCCUCGGUUCACAUCACCCCGGCUGAGCUGUUCCACGGCAAAGCUACUUAUGCUCGAUUGACCAGGUAA
This is a messenger RNA of Anthostomella pinea, 438 nucleotides long. The record is from the annotation of a GenBank genome assembly. Lineage: Eukaryota; Fungi; Ascomycota; Sordariomycetes; Xylariales; Xylariaceae.